ACAAAAAGCUAUCAGUCUAGUUUAGUCGCUUGCUAUUGCUACUUGAGGAGGGACUUCAUAUACCUAUUUGCUUUAUCACUCUCACUCUGUUUGUUCAAAUAAACUUCUGUCAAUGUGCGAAUGCAUCGGCGGUGCAAGAAAUACUUACCCUGCCAGACCCGCCGAUUGUCGGGGAGAGUGUGUUUUGUCUUUUAAACUGAUUGAUAGUGAUAACUUAGUCUCUUCGCUGUCGGAAGCGUGUAAAACGACAAACGACGAAUAAACGGUUUUCGAAGUCGAAAUAAGGAAUUCGAGGCUAUACGAGUCUUCAUUAUGGUGCAAGACGAAAAUGAAAUGCCAGAACUUUUACAAAUUGUUGUUGAUGAACUUAACAAGUUUUCGUCAUUCAUAAUUUUCCUAGUUUUAUACUUUGCUUUUGUUGAUGAUAAUGGAGAUCCGACAAUAACAACAGUUUUGAAAUGUGCUCCGAUAAUAUCCCUUGGAGUCUAUGUUGUCUCGAAAGGUUUCAAAUGCACUAUAGAGUACAACUACUCGCAAAUGGUUCUGAGUGGGCUAUUUUUCUCAUGCAUCGGAGACAGCCUCCUUAAUUUGGACUAUUUUCCUCAUGGAAUGGCAGUUUUCGGCUUAGCUCAGGUAUUCUACAUAUCAGCCUUUGAAUUAAAUCCUUGGAAAGUUAGUAUUGGAAUACCAUUGUAUGUUAUCGCAGCUGGAAUGACAGUCUACAUCUUCAGUUCCCUCAGCUUCAUCAUCAAGAUUGGACUUCCAAUAUACGCAUUCCUAUUGACAACAAUGUGCUGGCGUGCAAUUGUAAGAGCCACGGAAAGAUCGAGUACACUUUCAACAGUUGCUGCAGUCGGAAGUGUAUUGUUUGUCAUCUCGGAUACAUUGAUUUCGGUGACCAUGUUCAUGCACCCCCUUCCUUAUGCGAGGGUUUUCGUCAUGCUAACUUAUUAUUCUGCCCAAUUUUGCAUUGCCCUUAGUACCCUAAGCGAUGUUUAUAAAUCUAAAAAAGCCAAAGGAUCAAAGAAACUAUCUCGAAAAUUUAGAGAUCAAGACUUAAAAUAAAGGAUCAUAAUAAAAUAGAUCUUCCCGUGAACCUUCAGAAACUUGAAAAAGCCAACUUAGGAACGGCAGGAAAAUUUUUCAAUAUUCUGCAUUUUGGCCAAAUAUAACCACAAAAACAACAACAAAAAAAGAAUUAAAAUCAUACCUACAGCAUUUAAAUCUCUGAAAGUAGAAAAUAAAUUUAAAAUUAAAAACGUGUUCUCAAUGUUCUUCCAUUAAAUACACAAAACAAUUAUAUACCACCAACAUACAUUAAAUAAUAUUAAAUAUAGUUAUAAACUUAGUAUUUUAAUAGCAGUAACUAGAUUUUAGAAUUUAAAAAUUAAUACAUAAAACACCAUUGUACAUUUUUUACAAAUUCAAAGUUUUAAAUAAUUUUGAUUUGAUUUUUCUCUUUUUUUUAAAGUACAUAAUUUAGAUAAUAGUAAAUGUUGUAAAAUAUAGUUAGGGACUCAAAUAUUAUUGAACAAUGAAAAAACAGAAAUUAAAAAUAAAAUAUUAUUUGUUUGGUGUAUAGCAUGUGAUAGUUAACUGUUAAUGAAUACGUACCUAUUAUUUAAAAAUAUAAAAUAACUUUUAAAAUUAAAAAUUGUUUUUCUUAAAAUUAUCAUAAUAAACAAAGUGAAUAUAUUAAGUUUAUCAAAUUUUAACGGAAUAAAAUAGGAAAUCUGAGAAAAUUAACGAAGAACUUUCCGCCGUUUU
Eupeodes corollae is the source of this 1767-nucleotide messenger RNA. RefSeq names its product lysoplasmalogenase-like protein TMEM86A. The record is from RefSeq and is a predicted model, not a curated record. The coding region runs from base 313 to 1065 and encodes 250 amino acids. Lineage: Eukaryota; Metazoa; Arthropoda; Insecta; Diptera; Syrphidae. Gene Ontology annotation, cellular component: membrane. The transcript has 5 exons.